AAGAAGAAAAUGACUUGACCCAAACAAACGUCUUUCAUCACAUGUGAGGGACACUUUUUAGGAUAAUAACGCUUUAUACCAUUAUCGCACUAUCGUCCAAAACAAUGCAGGUUGGUUAACACGCUAAUAUGUUGACUCGGAGAUGUUUCCGAUGUGUGACUGCGGUCAGAAACACUCUGUUUACGAGAGGCUGCUCCACGGUGCAGGGGGACGUCAGAGUCAGGUUUGCACCCAGUCCCACAGGUUUCCUUCACCUCGGCGGCCUCCGAACGGCUCUCUAUAAUUACAUCUUUGCAAAGAAGUAUGGAGGCUCGUUCGUCCUGCGCCUGGAGGACACGGAUCAGAGCCGGCUGGUGCCCGGAGCGGCCGAGUCCAUCGAGGACAUGCUGGAGUGGGCCGGCGUCCCUCCAGAUGAGAGUCCUCGUCGGGGGGGGCCGGUGGGUCCGUACCUGCAGUCCCAGAGGCUGGAGCUCUACCGUCAGACCGCAGAACAGCUGAUCGAGAGCAAACACGCCUACUACUGUUUCUGCAGCUCUCAGAGACUCGACCUGCUCAAAAAAGAGGCUUUAAGGAACGGACAGACACCCAGGUAUGAUAACCGGUGUCGGCACCUCCGGGCUGAGCAGGUCCAGGAGAAGCUGGAUCAAGGAGCUCCACGUGUGAUCCGGUUUCGUCUGGAAGAAGGUGUCGAGCAUUUUCAGGAUCUGAUCUGUGGGCGGAGUCAUCACGAGGUGGCCCAGGUGGAGGGAGACCCUGUGGUGAUGAAAGCAGACGGUUUUCCCACCUAUCACCUGGCUAACAUCGUAGACGAUCACUACAUGAGGAUCAGCCACGUGCUGCGGGGGUCCGAGUGGCUCAUCUCCACCUCCAAACACCUCCUCAUGUACCGAGCCCUCGACUGGCAGCCGCCCACCUUCGGACAUCUGCCGCUCCUGUUGAACAAAAACGGCAGCAAACUGUCCAAGAGGCAGGGGGACAUUUUCCUCCAAAGCUUCCAGAGGGACGGAGUACUGCCCGAGGCUCUGCUGGACAUCACCACCAGCUGCGGCUCGGGGUUCAACACCAUUGGAAUUGGGCGGAGGAUAGAUGAGUUGAUCGCCGAGUUUAAUCCUUCAAAGAUCACGACACAUUCUGCGCUCUUAGACCUGGAGAAACUCCCAGAGUUCAACAGAAUUCACCUGCAGCACCACAUAGAAGAUGAGGAGCAGUGUGCGACGCUGAUUAAAGGUCUGCAGGCACAGAUCCAGCAGGUGUGUGGAGAAGAGAUGCAGGAGGAAGUCCUGCAGGAGGAUUACAUCAGACGGGUGCUGCACCUUCGUAAGGGUCACAUCUCCUCUCUGAAGGAGCUUGUCGGUCCCGCCUACUCUUACCUGUGGGUUCGUCCGUCUGUCUCCAGCCAGCAGGUGGCAGCGAUCACUGCAGAGGCUCAACACAUCGCUGCUCUAGUGCUCAAGUUGAUAGCAGAGUGCGGCGAGGAGCUCACGGUGGAUCGACUCAGUAAAGAUCUGAAGACUCUGGUGAAGCAAACGAAAGGCAUCAAGUACGGAGAAGUGAUGAAGCUUCUGCGCCUGGCUCUCAGCGGUCUGCAGGUACCCGAAGGCACCAUGGUCGUUUAUAAACUGUAA
Molecule: messenger RNA, 1625 nt
Organism: Notothenia coriiceps (black rockcod)
Lineage: Eukaryota; Metazoa; Chordata; Actinopteri; Perciformes; Nototheniidae
Gene: ears2
Product: glutamyl-tRNA synthetase 2, mitochondrial
Exons: 9
Coding region: 129-1625 (498 amino acids)
Biological process (GO): glutamyl-tRNA aminoacylation
Cellular component (GO): mitochondrion
Molecular function (GO): glutamate-tRNA ligase activity; zinc ion binding; ATP binding
Source: RefSeq, a predicted model, not a curated record